AUGCCUCUUGAGGUUGAAUAUGAGUAUAUUAGCGUCGGUGGCAACAGACAUAGCGCUGCAGCCGACUGGUCGGCGUCUUCGGGCCUGUUGGCCUUUGGUGCUGACCAGAACGUUGCCAUAUGGGAGCCGUUGAAUGAGACUGGGCGUGGCAUUACAGCUUUGCUUUCGGGACAUUCUUCCAAAGUCACGGCAGUAAAGUUCUUCACAGGCUCACAGGAGCCGCUGACUGAAAAUCUGGUGACUGGUUCGGCGAAUGGUGAACUUUUUCUUUGGAAGAUCGACGGUCCAUCUCACACCUGGACUUUGCUCGACAAGGCCAAAGCGCAUGACGGGACCGUCAACACCAUCGCCGCAUACGAUGGCAAGGGCAUUCUGGCAACAGGCGGCGCCGAUGCAAACUUGAAACUAUGGAGGCUCGGCCAAAGGAAACUUGAGCUUGUGGCAACGCUUCCUCUCAAGCCUAGAUUCAUCCCCUUGGCUCUAGCGGUCGGGCUCUUCCCCUCAGGUGACUCGGGCUUCCUGGCCGUUGGAGGCACACGAAAUGAGAUCCAUAUCUUCGCGGUGGAAGAGCUGGCGUCAGCCCCUCAGAUACGCUUGUGCGCAUCGCUAAAGGGACACGAAGCCUGGAUCAGGAAUCUGGCCUUGACACCACAUCCAGAGGGUGGCUUCUUGCUGGCGUCUGCGAGUCAGGACAAAUAUGUCCGCCUCUGGCGCUUCCAGGAGGGAGACGCCGUACUGUCGAACAAACCAGUCGAUCCGACCACUGCAGCAACCACAGGGAACGCGUUGACAGCCAAGGUCCAGACAGUGGCGACCGCCGAUGGGAAAUACUCCAUCACCUUCGAUGCACUCCUCCUGGGUCAUGAAGACUGGGUAUAUACCGCUACAUGGCGUCCUUCAGCUUCAAGUCCACAGUUACUUACAGCCUCGGCAGAUGGAUCGCUCUCAAUAUGGGAAGCAGACCCAGCGUCCGGGAUCUGGAUCAGCAUAUCUCGGCUGGGCGAGAUCAGUACCCACAAAGGAGCGACGACAGCCACCGGUUCUGCUGGAGGGUUUUGGACAGGACUAUGGAGCCCCGAUGGGAGUAUGGUCACCUGCCUGGGACGUACGGGUAGCUGGCGCCUGUGGCAGUAUUCCGAACAAACACAAUUCUGGACACAACGACACGCCAUCAGCGGACAUGUCAAAUCAGCGAACGGUAUAUGCUGGGCACCGGACGGGAGCUAUCUUCUCUCCACCAGCUCUGAUCAGACGACAAGAUUGCACGCCGAGUGGAAAAGGGGGACGAAACGAAGCUGGCAUGAGUUCUCUCGCCCCCAGAUCCACGGAUACGAUCUCAACUGCAUCGCGAGCACAUCUCCGUAUCAGUUCUCCUCGGGCGCAGAUGAGAAGCUGCUUCGCGUCUUCAACGAGCCGAAGGAUAUAGCGAAGAUGCUUCACAAUCUGUGUCAGAUCGCACUGCCGCCAGAGAAAACGCAGUUACCAGACACGGCUGCGAUCCCGGUUCUUGGUCUGUCCAACAAGGCGAUGGAUGACAACCACGGUGACCAACGUGAUGUUGGCACGGAAGAAUCGGAUCCGAAUACAGCCUCCAAUGGGCUUGGGCCAUCAUUGCUGGAUCUCCAAGAACCUCCAACAGAAGACCUUCUCUCCCGGCAUACUUUGUGGCCAGAGCAUGAAAAGCUGUAUGGGCACGGUUACGAGAUCUCCGAAGCCGCGACGCCGGCGGAUGGCAGUGUUCUGGCAACUGCAUGCAAGGCGAGCUCGAUUGAUCACGCCGUCAUUCGUCUUUACGAUACCAACAACUGGCACGAAAUCAAGCCACCACUGACAGCACACUCUCUCACGGUCACUCGGCUGGCAUUUUCUUCUCAUCCGCCAGGAUAUCUACUGAGUGUGAGUCGAGACCGGCAAUGGGCAGUGUUCCAACGGGGCAAUGGCGAUGUUGUACGAAACUGGACGCGAGUGGCCAUCUGCCCAAAGGCGCAUAGUCGGAUGAUCUUGGAUGCUGUGUGGGUUAGCAGCGACCACCAUCUGACGUUUGCAACGGCGGGGAGGGACAAAGUUGUGAAGUUAUGGUCGGGACAGGAGGGCGCGGACGGCCCUGAGUUUGCAUGCAAGGCCUCCAUUGCCCGGAAAUCCGCGGUGACGGCCAUUUCUGCCUUGUACAAUGGUAACGGUCGUUCAGUGCUUGCAGUUGGUGAAGAUGAUGGACGCAUUUCAUUACACCUGGUCAACUGCACGCAGGAUGGCCUUGAAGUCGGCGCGAGCCUUGAAGUGGACAGCUGGUUCUGUCCGUCAAAGACGGUGCAUCGAUUGGCAUGGCGACCGAUCUCUGAUCCCGGGGAAGAUGAUCGCACAGGACAACUGGCGAUCGCGUCAGAAGACGGGUCUGUACGGAUAUUGAAGAUUGAUCUUCAAUCCUUGUCAAGCGAGUGA
This is a messenger RNA of Capronia coronata CBS 617.96, 2439 nucleotides long. RefSeq lists its product as uncharacterized. The transcript has a single exon. NCBI's taxonomy places the organism in Eukaryota, Fungi, Ascomycota, Eurotiomycetes, Chaetothyriales, Herpotrichiellaceae. The record is from RefSeq and is a predicted model, not a curated record. Gene Ontology annotation, biological process: tRNA wobble uridine modification; regulation of DNA-templated transcription. Gene Ontology annotation, cellular component: elongator holoenzyme complex. The coding region runs from base 1 to 2439 and encodes 812 amino acids. Gene Ontology annotation, molecular function: protein binding; sequence-specific DNA binding; DNA-binding transcription factor activity.